GCGUGAGGGGGAGGGAGGCGCCGUGGGGUAGUUUCGCGCUGUCUUCAGGACAGGUUGAGGCCAUUGGUAUUUUGUGUCUGUUCAGGUAAGGCUGAUCUCAGAUCAGAGUGAUCGUAUUUCGUGCAAUAUAAGUCAGUGCUGGCGCUGUGCAACGAUCUUUGCCAAUCUGUGAACACACCGGCGUCCCGCCCAACCACUUAAGCGUGCAGGCCGCCCCCCGCGCAGCCGCCUGGCCAUGUCGGCCCCGGAGUCAGCGCCGCCUGAGCUGGACUGGGCCAGCCUGCACGACAGCUGGAUCGGCCGCCUGGCCUUCAACCUGAUCGGCUACUGCACCAUCAUCGUCCCCGGCUACCUGCUCAUCAAGUACUUCAAGAGCGGCGACUACGAGCAGCGGGCGGGCGAGCGCGGCUGCCUGGACGCGGCCGUGCGCUCCUGCGUGCACGGUAGCGACGGCGCGUUUGGCGCUCUGCCCACCACGGACCCGAGCACGGCCGGCGGCGGGCCGCGCGAGCGCUCGCCACUGCGACAGGCGCUCGUGCUCAUGUUCUGCGUGGCCGGACUGCUCGGCUCCUACCUCAGCUGGGGCGUGCUGCAGGAGAAGAUCAUGACCAAGGAGUACGACAACGGUACCCCAGAACGGGGCCGAUUCUCCGACUCGCAGUUCCUCGUGUUCGUGAACCGGGUGUUUGCGCUGCUUCUGUCGGCCCUCUACCUGCUGGUGGUGCGCCACCAGCGGCACCGCGCGCCCCUCUACAAGUACUCGUACUGCAGCUUCUCCAACAUCAUGUCGUCCUGGUGCCAGUACGAGGCGCUGAAGUUUGUCAGCUUCCCCACACAGGUGCUGGCGAAGGCUUCGAAGAUCAUUCCCGUCAUGCUAAUGGGUAAAGUUGUGAGCAAGAACAAGUACGAAUACUUUGAGUACGUUGUAGCGAUUCUCAUCUCCAUCGGCAUGACAUUCUUCCUGAUGGGAGCAACUGAAGAGAAGAACAAGGGCACAGUGACGACGUUCAGUGGCAUACUUAUCCUGAUCGGCUACAUGGUGUUCGAUUCGUUCACGAGCAACUGGCAGAACGCGCUGUACAAGGAGUACAGCGUGUCCAGUGUGCAGAUGAUGUGCGGUGUCAACCUCUUCUCCUGCCUCUUCACCACCGUCUCGCUGCUGCAGCAGAACGGCUUCGUCAGCAGCGCCCACUUCAUGGUGAAGUACCCCACCUUCAUGUUCGACUGCAUGAUGCUCUCGGUGUUCUCGGCCGCCGGCCAGAUGUUCAUCUACUACACCAUCUCCCAGUUCGGCGCCGUCGUCUUCACCAUCAUUAUGACGAUGCGGCAGGGGCUGGCUAUCCUGAUCUCGUGCCUGCUCUACCAGCACGCCAUCUCGCCGACGGGCGUGGUCGGCAUCCUCAUCGUCUUCUCCGCCAUAUUCUUCCGCAUCUUCAGCUCGUUCCGGCUGCGGCAGCGGCGAGCCGGCCAGGCGCCGUCGCAGGGCGCCGCCAAAGUAUGACGCCGUCCGUGCCGGAGCGGUGUGGGGCGCCUGGCUGACACACCCGCCGCUUCUGGACGCCGCGGGCCGCGGCAGCGCUCCGGCUGGCAGCGCCGGGGUGGCCGAGGCCGGCCCGCUGACCUCGGCCGCCGCUUCUUUGGGACUCUGUGGGGUGUGGGCCCUGUCCUUCGGUAGGUACCCUGGCUGCCGCGGCGCGGCCGGCACGGUACGGAUGCUGUGGACCGUGGCAGGAGGACGGUCGCCGCCAGGUGACGCCCAUUCCCAGCGGAGGGGACGUGGGUACCGGCACGAGGCUUGUGCCUUCGGGUGGCAAGUGCCAUUGGUUUGGCGGUGGUGGUGCUGCAGGGAUGGCUGUCUUUCUUAGUAGCGUGGCGUUUUUGGUUGGGGACGUUUUCUGUUAGCCAUUUUCACAAUGAUCCUCGCGGUCGCAGAGAUUAGUGCGACACGGCUCAAGGUAUCAAGGAAUUCUGUGGAGGACGUACUGCACUGGUGAAGCAGUGUAAACAGUGUAAGCAGCGUAUUAGCUUUUUUAAAGUUUCUGCUUCAAUGUAGCCAGACGCUGGCAUCGAACGGUCAAAUUUGCAUUGUAGGUGGUUCAGAAGGCCACCUGCUUAAGGAAAAUCCCUGAGUUACGUUUAAUCCCAGCGGGUUAAGUUGAAUUAUUUGUAAGAGAUGUACCUUUUUAAAUUUGGUUCGAACUAUUUAAUUGGAUGGAUUUCUUGGAUGCCUGAAUGUUAUAGAGGAAAUCCAAUACUUGCAUGGGAUAAGAUCAUUUGGCCAUCUAGCAGAUGCUACUGAGUUGCCAGGGGAUCGGACUGACAGAGCACAAAGCAUAUUCUGGUGCGUGACGUUGAAUACCAACGACUCGGUAUCAUUGUGCAGAAGCAUGUAGAUCAAUAGGGCGGUCCGCACCUCGGACCGCUUUGAAGUGUGAACAAAGGGAAUAGUACCCCAGCAUUCUCACCACUGAGUCUGUGUUUUGAGUUAAGAGCCUGUUGCUUAGAAACCCCACGCGAGCUCCAAAAGAAGUGGCUUAAGUUUUAUGCCUCACAACACACCACGAGGAUCGAAAUGCCAUGGCCCAAUUUUUACCGGACGCUUGUGUAAAAUCAAAUGAGGCUGCCAAAGGCGUCUCCUGUUGACUCCAGUGCAAUACUGUCCAACUGGGGCACAUUUUAUCUCCUUGUCGGCUUCAGGUAGUUGAGCUGGCCAAUACGUUCAGCUGAGCUCGUCGCACACGCAGCUAAAUUUACCGAAAGCAGCGCCGGAUGUCGCACAGCAGACGCCCUCGCUGGCAUCUCCCGUACGCGAGGUGUGUCUGACGCACGGUCUGCGUGGCAUGCCAGCCUUUUUCCAAGCAAGCGCACCACGGAAGGGAGGCUUUGUGAUACACUGCAAUCACAGAAAGACCAUCGGCAAUAACCGGCGUGGUUCUUACGAAGCAAGUCGGACGUUUAUGUAAUCUGCUUUGCGCGCGUACGUACAGGAGCACGCUCAUGUUAGCACUGCUUUUAUUGUUGUUUUAAGCACAGGACAAGGUAACAGGCUUCCGUAUCCAGCAUGCGUUACGGGUCUCGGGGGGGGGGGG
Messenger RNA from Pollicipes pollicipes, 3089 nucleotides. It is a transcript of the gene sll, whose product is annotated as adenosine 3'-phospho 5'-phosphosulfate transporter 1. NCBI's taxonomy places the organism in Eukaryota, Metazoa, Arthropoda, Thecostraca, Pollicipedomorpha, Pollicipedidae. The coding region runs from base 236 to 1501 and encodes 421 amino acids. The transcript has 8 exons. Gene Ontology annotation, biological process: transmembrane transport; 3'-phosphoadenosine 5'-phosphosulfate transport. Gene Ontology annotation, cellular component: endoplasmic reticulum membrane; Golgi membrane. Gene Ontology annotation, molecular function: 3'-phosphoadenosine 5'-phosphosulfate transmembrane transporter activity. The record is from RefSeq and is a predicted model, not a curated record.